Molecule: messenger RNA, 996 nt
Organism: Aspergillus luchuensis
Lineage: Eukaryota; Fungi; Ascomycota; Eurotiomycetes; Eurotiales; Aspergillaceae
Gene: RPN11
Product: proteasome regulatory particle lid subunit RPN11
Exons: 4
Coding region: 1-996 (331 amino acids)
Biological process (GO): protein deubiquitination; proteasome-mediated ubiquitin-dependent protein catabolic process
Cellular component (GO): proteasome regulatory particle, lid subcomplex
Molecular function (GO): metallopeptidase activity; proteasome binding; protein binding
Source: RefSeq, a predicted model, not a curated record
AUGGAUCGUUUGCAUCGCAUGCUCCAAGCAGCCCAGGGUAUGGGCGUUGGAGGGAACAAUGGAGAUAUCCCCAACCUCAUCGAUAACUCCGAAACCGUCCACAUCUCAUCGCUCGCUCUGCUGAAGAUGCUAAGACAUGGUCGGGCUGGUGUGCCCAUGGAAGUCAUGGGUCUGAUGCUGGGAGAGUUUGUGGACGAGUACACAGUUAGGGUAGUUGACGUUUUCGCCAUGCCUCAAAGUGGUACUGGUGUCAGUGUCGAAGCCGUGGACCCUGUUUUCCAAACGAAGAUGAUGGACAUGCUGAGGCAAACUGGACGACCAGAGACCGUUGUUGGCUGGUACCACUCGCAUCCUGGUUUCGGCUGCUGGCUUUCGUCCGUCGAUAUCAACACUCAGCAAUCCUUUGAACAGCUCACUCCCCGCGCCGUUGCCGUGGUCGUCGACCCUAUCCAGUCCGUCAAGGGCAAGGUCGUCAUUGAUGCCUUCCGUCUCAUCCAACCACAGACCGUCGUCAUGGGCCAGGAGCCCCGCCAAACAACAUCCAACUUGGGUCAUCUGAACAAACCGUCCAUUCAGGCCCUCAUCCACGGCCUCAACCGCCACUACUACAGCAUUGCCAUCGACUACCGCAAGACCGGUCUCGAGGAGAACAUGCUGAUGAACUUGCACAAGCACGUCUGGACGGAGGCGCUGCAGAUGAAGGACUUCCAUGAAGAGGGCGAGCACAAUGUUGAGCGUAUGAAGCAGCUCGUCAGCCUCGCCGAGGGCUACGAGAAGCGCGUCAAGGAGGAGACCACGCUCACCAAGGACCAGCUUAAGACGAGAUACGUCGGCAAGGUCGACCCCAAGAAGCACAUCGAAGAUGUGAGCCAGCAGUUGAUUGAGGACAACAUCGUAGCCGUCUCGCGGCAGAUGAUUGACAAGGAGGCCUCGGUGGCACGGCAAUCAAACGGCAAGGAGAAUGGCACCGGCAUGGAGGUUGAUGAGGAACUAUAG